GCCUGAGCAUCGUCCAUGGUGGGGAUUGGCCACGCGCCGACCAUCGCACGGUCCUCCCUGAUGGUUAAGAGCACACCCCUCGACCCCGGAACCCUAGCACCCCCACUUCCUUUCCCUCGCGCCGCUAUCACCCUCUCCUCCUCUGUCUCGUUCACCCGAGUGCGGUCUCUGAGCGCGUCGCCAUCGAUCCCGCGGCCGUCGACGUCUCUGGUGCACGGGAGCACAUCCAGGAGGUCUGACGUGGUUGUCUUCGUCCGUUCUGGGUACCAGAUCGAGCAGGAGACCACCACAGCACAAGGAUCGACAUCAUCUACAACCUUCGGGCACCGCGACACCAUCGACAGAUUCGUCACCGUCACUGCACCCCAGGCCUCCUCGAGCUCGCCCCUGGAACCGCGACCCCGAGACCGCUGUGAUCCAGUGAUCGACUACUUCACUGCCGAGGGUCCGUAUCUGUCUAUAGAGCUUCCAGAUGAUGGAUCACAGGAGCCAGACGACGCCUCUGAUGACUACUACUAUCCCAAGGGUGCCUACUACUACGUGAAGACAACCGACGGCUAGUAGUUCGGAGGCUCCCAGGCAGGAGACCUUGCCUUUUCGAUCGAUGUUGUUUUUGUGCUAGCCUUCUUAAGGAAAACUUGUUUAACUUAUGUCUGUACUCAGAUAUUGUUGCUUCCGUUGACUCUUGCGUAU
Triticum urartu is the source of this 693-nucleotide messenger RNA. RefSeq lists its product as uncharacterized. NCBI's taxonomy places the organism in Eukaryota, Viridiplantae, Streptophyta, Magnoliopsida, Poales, Poaceae. The record is from RefSeq and is a predicted model, not a curated record.